Molecule: messenger RNA, 1528 nt
Organism: Sinocyclocheilus grahami
Lineage: Eukaryota; Metazoa; Chordata; Actinopteri; Cypriniformes; Cyprinidae
Product: zinc fingers and homeoboxes protein 3-like
Exons: 2
Coding region: 135-1016 (293 amino acids)
Biological process (GO): regulation of transcription by RNA polymerase II
Cellular component (GO): nucleus
Molecular function (GO): DNA-binding transcription factor activity, RNA polymerase II-specific; DNA binding
Source: RefSeq, a predicted model, not a curated record
UUUCCACCAAUCUCAAAAGAUCUGUAAUUGCUCAGCAAUUGAGCAAUCAUGCUUCAGCCUCCUCGUUCGUUGCUAAAAACAAGUUUGGUAAUGGUGUAACCGUGCUCUUAGCACCAGCUGUGGCGACCCCACAAAUGAGUAGACCAACCAUCAUUCAGACAUUGUCGGCCGUGCCUCUGUCCCUAUCUCCAACUCCAGUCCUUCAGUGUAAGUCUAUAGAGUCAUCAGUUGCUCCAGUGUUCUCAUGCUUCAGUAGUCAGAAUGGAAAAGAAACUACAAAUUCCCAGAAUGAUUCCCAGAAGUCACAUGUUGAAUUUGCUCUGAGGGAGCAUUGUGUUCCCACUCAGUUUCCUCUACUAGAGAGAGUGAAGGACAAGAGUCCUGAACAAAUGAAGCUUCUAGAGGAGAGUUUUCAGAGGAACAGUUUCCCAUCCUAUAAUGAGGUCGAGCACCUCGUGAUCACCACUAGGAUGUCCAGAGAGGAAAUUGAAAGCUGGUUCUUGGAGCGCAGAUCUCUUCGAGAUGAUUUGGAACAAACCCUGCUGAACUCCAUGGGCUCUAAACGGGAGUCCCAGCAGACUCUGCUCAAUGGAGCUCAGAGACGUUCUGGCACCCUUACCUUCAGCCCUGUGCCUCAAGUCAGCAAGACCAUGAACCUUCUCAAAAAUGUUUUUGUCCAGAACCGAUGGCCUUCGCCUGUAGAGUUCAGGCAUCUGGAGAUGCAGGCGCGGUUAGCUCGCACAGAACUUGUCCACUGGUUCAGAGAUAGUCGGCUAGCUCAGCAGAGCCGCAUCCUAAAUCAGAAGGAGAUGUUUGGAGAGCAGAACAGCUGCCGGGAUGCAGACGCAACAAAACGACCACUGAGAGAAGAGAACACCAAACCCAGCAGCCCAGAAUUCGAAAACUGGUUCAGUAACAUGCUUGGUCAGCACAUGGGGAGCAACGGGCAACCGAUUGGUGAGGGCAGAGAGGACCAUGGAGGAAACGCAUGUGAGCUGCUCUCAGACACAGAUUAGAAGACGGAAGGUGAGAAGCUUCUUGACUCUGUCAUUCAUCGAAGCGCUUUAGGAACCACCGAUGUUACUUCUGCUCUCGUUCUCCGUUCACACAGACACACAGACAUUAGACUGGAGCAUUGUGGGAAUGUUGUUUUAGCGUUGUGUGAGUGUUGUGUGUAUGUUUUGGAUGCAAAACGCACUGAAAACGUAUGUUCGCUGGAGUCACUGCGCAUUUGUAUUUGCAAACAUACCUUUACUGAAGAUUGUCUGCACAUCUGUAAAUUUUUAUGGCAUAUUUUGUUACAUUUUAUAAUGGGAACAAGUUUUGGCUGUUGUUUAGUGGACAUUUCCUAACCGUCUGUGGAAGGAGAUGCCAGAAACUACGAGGUGCUGAAAUAUUCUCUGGACACAUGACACGCAACAGCCCAAAAUAUGAUUCUUCUGCUACAGACGGGACACUUUAUUGACAGAAAACACUGCUGAAUGUGCUCACAGAUGGAGUCAUGAUUCACACAGACACACACACACAC